AUGUCUGUGUCGGGGAAGAAGGACUUUGACGUGAAGCAGAUCCUCAGGCUCCGCUGGCGCUGGUUCAGCCAUUCAUCCCAAGGUUCGGCUGGCAGCGGAGGCGGCGGCGUUGGAGGGGUGGGAGGCUACAUCCAACAGGAUGGCCUGGACCACAGAGUGACGCCGGUGCAGGGUCGGCUGAAGAGUCACUCGCGGGAGAGAGGCGUUGGAGGACUCCGGAAGACAAACAGCCCGGUCCACAGCAUCUUGGCACCAACGCCAGGGCCCACACCUGUCUAUGUCAGAGCAGGUCAUCAAUCAUGGAACCAUCAGCAGAACACCAUCCAGGGUCUCCAGGUCAGCGAGGAAUCUUCAAAGAGCAGCUCGUCGCCGAGCACCACGAGGAAAGAGGAUGCCAACACCGGCCAGGAAGACGUGAAAAGCAGCACAGAAGAACCUGCAGAGGUGGAGGCCAGAGAGAGGUUGGCUUUGAGCACCUUCACCAGGAUGAACACCAACUCCUCCGACGAGUUCUUCCAGGCGACAAAUCACGCGGAACAGACUUUCCGCAAGAUGGAGACCUACCUCCAGCACAAGCAGCUGUGUGACGUCCUGUUGAUAGCCGGGGAUCAUAAGAUACCGGCUCACAGACUGGUCCUGAGCGCCGUGUCGGACUACUUUGCUGCAAUGUUCACCAGCGAUGUGAGAGAGGCGAAGCAGGAGGAGAUAAAGAUGGAGGGAGUUGAUCCCGAGGCCCUCAGAUCCCUGGUUAAUUUCGCCUACACGGGCGUCCUCGAGCUUAAAGAGGAGACCAUUGAGAGUUUAUUGGCAGCAGCCUGCCUCCUCCAGCUUUCACAAGUCAUCCAGGUCUGCUGUAACUUCCUGAUGAAACAGCUUCAUCCCUCCAACUGCCUGGGAAUACGCUCCUUUGCAGACGCCCAGGGCUGCGUGGACCUGCUCAAUGUGGCUCACAACUACACCAUGGAACACUUCCUGGAGGUCAUUCAGAACCAGGAGUUCCUGCUGCUCCCCACGGCUGAGAUCGUUAAGCUGCUCUCCAGCGAUGACAUCAAUGUCCCCGACGAGGAAACGAUCUUCCAGGCUUUGAUGAUGUGGGUGCGGUACGACGUCCAGCAUCGACAACAGGACCUUGGGGUGCUGCUGGCCUUCAUCCGCCUGCCUCUUCUUCCCCCACAGCUCCUUGCAGAUUUGGAAAACAACAAGAUGUUCUCGGAUGACCUGGAAUGCCAAAAGCUGCUGAUGGAGGCCAUGAAGUACCAUCUCCUGCCCGAGAGACGUCCCAUGUUUCAGAGCCCAAGAACCAAACCCAGAAAAUCCACAGUCGGUGCACUUUAUGCUGUCGGAGGGAUGGAUGCUACCAAAGGCUCCACCACUAUAGAGAAAUACGACCUGCGGACCAACACUUGGGUCCAGGUUGGGGUCAUGAAUGGACGCCGACUGCAGUUUGGUGUUGCGGUGAUAGACAACAAGCUGUACGUGGUCGGAGGGAGGGACGGACUCAAGACGUCCAACAUGGUGGAGUGCUACAAUCCACUCAAUAAAGUGUGGUCCACCAUGCCCCCCAUGUCAACACACAGACAUGGACUAGGUAUUGCUGUGCUGGAGGGCCCUAUGUAUGCCGUGGGAGGCCACGACGGCUGGAGCUAUCUCAACACGGUGGAGCGCUGGGACCCGCAGGCCAGGCAGUGGAACUACGUGGCCAGCAUGUCGACACCACGGAGCACCAUGGGAGUGACGGCACUCAACGGAAAGUUGUUCGCGGUCGGCGGUCGAGACGGCAGCUCCUGCCUGAGAUCGAUGGAGUGCUUCGACCCGCACACCAACAAGUGGAGCAUGUGCGCUCCCAUGGCCAAAAGGCGAGGAGGAGUCGGUGUGGCGACGUACAACAACUUCCUGUACGCCGUGGGCGGACACGACGCCCCCGCCUCCAACCACUGUUCCCGACUCUCCGAUUGUGUUGAGAGGUACGAUCCAAAGACGGACACGUGGACCACUGUGUCGUCCCUCAGCGUUCCCCGGGAUGCGGUGGGUGUUUGCCUGCUGGGUGACAGGCUGUACGCCGUGGGUGGAUACGACGGCCAGUCAUAUCUGAACACUGUCGAGUCCUACGAUGCACAGAACAACGAGUGGACCGAGGAGGUCCCUCUCAACAUUGGCAGGGCGGGCGCCUGCGUGGUGGUGGUGAAAUUGCCUUGAGCGUUUUGUCUCGCAGCAGCACGGGAAACAAAUGAGGGAGCGGGCGAGGGAAAGUGGACAAACAAAACAAGAGAUCAAGGACACAUCCUUCGAGAGUUGUGGUUUUUUUUUUGUUUUUUUUUUUCCUUUUUUCUCUCCUCUUUAACUCGGCUCUCCAGACUUUUUCAGAGGGGAGACACAGAUGGAGCGGUGCCCAUAAACCCAUUGUUUCUGUCAUUAGUGACCAUGUCUGCCCACUGAGGGAGACUGCACAUUCUCCGCAUUCUCAACCGAUCAAGAAUUUUCAUAGACUUGGCAAAGCGCCGCAGCGAGAGCCGAGCCUUUGUCAUACUGGUUUGUUACACUAGUGUUUUUUUUUUCUCCGAAUAAAGUUCAGUGUAUGUCUGUAAAUGUAAAAGCAACAUUUUUUUAGAGUCAAAAAAAGCCUGCAGGAUAGUUUACAUCUCAACAGAGACUUUCUUAUCGGUGCCAUUGCAUACAGUAUAUUUUUCGGGUUUAUAUUUAACUUUUUAGCAACUCAAAUGAAAUAAAUGUGACCACGUGCCAGCGUCUUCCCUCGGUGGGUGGUCUUGCACGGACGCUGUAGUGAAGAAGACCACUGUGAACACUAAAGAAGAAGAAGAGUUUGUCCGUGCUGGUUUGAAGAACUUUUUGCUGAAUAUUUUUUUGGACGUUUCUUUUCUUUUCUUUUUUUUUUCGAGCCUGUAGCUACAGAACACCAAAGUCAUUCGCUUGUCUUCGAAGUCUCGUUUCGCAUCAAAUAAAAGUUUACAAAGUUGUGAAUUACAGAAAAAUAUAUCAUAUUGAUAUUUCACACAUUGCUGUACAGAUUCUUGUGAACUGCAUUUCUUGUCAGUGGAAUCAUGCCCAAGCCGAGUUACUGUCAUUGUUUGUUUGUUUUUUGUCUUUACUUCCGGGGCAUGCUAGCUGAGCGAAAUAUUUGAUUUGAUUUAUACAAUAAUAUAUAUCGAGAUCACUGUCUGUUCUGUAUUUUUAGAAAAGGAUAUGAUGCCUUUUGGGUCAUGAUCAGCGCAGAGGAAUCGGUCAGCGAACUGUGGCUGACCCCAAACCAGCUAUCUGAGAGAAACCUCACUGACUUUCGAUUAGGAUUUUUAGAUUUGUAGUCGGUUCCGCUCAUGAAAGUAAAAACGACUUUAUCACAACAAGGACGAUUUGUAACUGUACUUAUAUCAUGUUUCUGGGGCCAAAAUGUUACUUUUUAUGCUUUUAUCAUGAUUUUGUACAGCAUGCAAACCUAUAAAUAAAAUGACUUCAGUCUUCUC
Molecule: messenger RNA, 3479 nt
Organism: Acanthopagrus latus (yellowfin seabream)
Lineage: Eukaryota; Metazoa; Chordata; Actinopteri; Spariformes; Sparidae
Gene: klhl4
Product: kelch-like family member 4
Exons: 11
Coding region: 1-2196 (731 amino acids)
Molecular function (GO): protein binding
Source: RefSeq, a predicted model, not a curated record